GCCAAUUUCCAUUCCGACCAAAUCCACCACGCUGACUCUGUUUCAUUUCUCAUCUUCUUCAACCUCCAAUAUAAACCUCCAAACAAACCAUUAGUAAAUCUCUUUUUUGCUUUUAAUUUCUCCACUCAAACAUAAAAAUCAUAAAAUCAAACAAAAUAACAAUCCACUCUGUUUAUCAUUUUACUCGAAAUCUUAAAAAAAUCAUUAAAAAAAAAAAAAAAGGUUGAAACGAUGUCGUGGUUGAGGAAUGCCGUGAACAAAGCGGUGGAGGUCGGGAACAAGAACAACCUGACACGCACCGUAAGGAACUACGCGGACACCGUCGUUCAACAGGCCGGCCAAGCCGUCGCUGAAGGAGCCAAAAUCUUGCAAGAUCGAAUUGGGACGCGGAAUUUCAGAAGUGCAAAGCAAACUAUCAAAAGAUUGGAGGAAGCUGCAAUCUCAUGUAGGGGCCCGGAAAGAGUAAUGUUGCUGAGAAGAUGGUUGAUUGUGCUUAAACAGGCUGAAAGAUCAUCAGCCCCUGUAUCUGAGGAUAAAGAAAAAGUGCAUGAGCCUCAUGGGACUGAUGAAGGAAAGGAGAGUCCAAGAAAAUCAGCUAUGCUUCUGUAUUAUGACUCUGAUGUUGGGGGUGAACCUUUGAAUUUCCGUGAUGUUUUUCUUCAAAGCCAGGCUCUGGAGGGCAUAACAUUGUCCAUGAUUCUUGAAGCACCAAGUGAUGAAGAAAUUUCUUUGCUCUUGGAGAUGUUUGGGCUCUGCCUUAUAGGAGGAAAAGAAGUUCAUAAUGCAAUAACAAGCAGUAUACAGGAUCUAGCUACAGCUCUCUCAAGCUACCAAGAAGAAGUAUUGGUAAAGCGGGAGGAAUUGCUUCAGUUUGCACAAGGUGCCAUUUCAGGGUUGAAGAUUAAUGCUGAUAUUAUCAGAAUUGAUGCUGAAGCCUCCGACCUAAAGAAAAAACUUGAUAGAUUGAAUGUUUCUCUAAAAGCUUCAAAUGAAGGUCUUGAGCAAGCAUCUGAAGAAACUACUAUGGCAACAAUAGAGGCUUUGAAAGAAGCACUUGCACAAGUUCGGGCUUGUUCCAGAUUGGAGGGACUUUUGCUAAAAAAGAAAAUGUUGAACAAUGGAGACUCUCCCGAGAUACAUGCUCAAAAGGUUGAGAAGCUGAAGGUGUUAUCUCUUAACUCUACCGUAAAAUCUGAAAAGCGCAUUUCAGAUCACAGAGUACAAAAAGAGGAAGCACUAAAAGUUCGUGUGUUAAAGGCAAGUGAAGCUGGUGAAAAAGAAAAGGAAUUAUCAGCUGAGAUUGCAGAACUUGAAAAAGAAAGAGAUCAUCUUGAAGCUGAACUAAAAAAGGUUAAUAUUACUUUGGCUGCUGCUCAAGCACGCCUUCGCAAUGCCAAGGAAGAGAGGGAACAAUUUGAUGAAGCUAACAAUCAGAUUGUUGAGCACUUGAAAACAAAGGAAGAUGAGCUCUUGAAAUCCAUUGCUGCAUGUAGGGUAGAAGCAGAUGUGCUCAAUACAUGGAUUAAUUUUUUGGAAGACACUUGGGUUCUCCAAUGCUCUAAUGCAGAAAUUAAGGAUAAGCAGGUCAAUGAUGAGUUGGACAAGCAUGAGGACUAUUUUGUGAAGUUGGCCAUUUCCCUGCUCUCUGCUUACAAGAAAGAGUUGGGGCCUUCUAUUGUUCGCAUUGAAAAAUUUGUGGAGAACCUAAAGAAUUUGAAAGAAGGGUCCGAGGAGGAAUCUAGGAAUGAGGAUUCAAAGGAACUGAACCCUAGGAAAAAUCUUGAAGAGGAAUAUCUAAACUAUGAAGCCAAGAUCAUAACCACCUUCAGUGUGAUAGAUAACAUGAAAGAGCAAUUUUAUGCUCAACGGGAAAUAAAUUCCAGGAAAGAUGAUGCUAGGGUUAAAGAGUUAUUUGAUGAUAUUGAGAAGUUGCGACAGGAAUUUGAAUCUAUUGAUAGACCGAAUUUGGAAUUGGAGAAUCCGACACCAAAAGCUGAUGCUCCGGCUGAUGCUCCAUUCAAUGAGAAACCACCAGGAAGUCCCUCCGAUACCACUGCACAAGGAAUCACUACUGUAAAACCCAAGAUAAAUGAGCAUCCCGAGAAAUCUGCCGUUAAGGCAGAGCAGGUGCUGGACCAUGAAGCCGAGUUGGCAAAGUUAGAGUCCGAGUUUGGGAAGGUUGGUCAAGACUACUCAGGAGAAGAAAUUGGUGACUGGGAGUUCGAUGAGCUUGAAAGGGAGUUCAAAACUGAAGGUUCAGCAGCAAGCAAAUAGCUCAAUUCGCUCAGUCAAAUUAGUGAUUAUUAAUAUUGAAGUCUAAUAAACAAAGCAUGCAUAAACAUGCUAUAAAUUUGUAUCUGACCUCUCCAGAAGCUGCGUUUUUAGAUCACAGGCUUUUUUGUAACUUCUAUGUAACAUUGUAUGGAAUGUUGAUUUAUUGAUUCUUCUGUAAAUUCUCAAAGUUGUAUGUUGUAAUGUGGAAUUGAUGAAACAAAUGAAUGAAAGGGCUUUAUAUAAAUGGACGUGGCUGCUGAAUCUUAACAGUUUGAUUGAUA
This is a messenger RNA of Pistacia vera, 2555 nucleotides long. Its product is annotated as filamin-A-interacting protein 1-like. The record is from RefSeq and is a predicted model, not a curated record. Lineage: Eukaryota; Viridiplantae; Streptophyta; Magnoliopsida; Sapindales; Anacardiaceae.